UUUUCACCCCGUUUCCAACUCAAGUUGCAUCAACCGAAUACAUUUCCACGCCUUCUCGUUUGAUACGGAGAUCUGUAGCUAGUCUUCGGGGGCUUCACUGGCUCAAUUCGAUAUGGAGGAAAAUGCGGCGGAAAUUUGCGGUGAAUUGGCGCGAUUCCAAGCUUCACGCUCAGCAGCGGGUAACGCCUCACCGGGGAAUUCGGCUCCAGCUCCUCCAGCCAGCGACACCGGGGCGGACGCCGGAGGUGAGGCACCUGUCAACCCCCGGAAGAGAAAAAAAGCGUCAAGGGCUUGCGACUUCUGCCACGUCAACCACCAGCCGUGCGACAACGGUAAGCCGAAAUGCAGUGUGUGCACCAAGCACAACAAGCCGUGCUUGUACCUCCGCCCGACUAAGAGGCGUGGCCCGCAGAAAGGCUACCGCACUGCUCUCAACACCUUCAGAGAGAGUGCGGCUGCCUGGGGCGCCGUCCUCGGCGCCAUUCCGGGCCUCGACGCCCUGAUCGAGGGCCAUUUGCGCGCUAACGGCGGCAAGGCCAUCAUCGCCUCGAUCAAGGACUCGAAUCAGCAGGAUGCCUUGAUCACCAAAUGGCAGCAGAGCUCUGUCUUCCGAGCCUUCUUUGGCUACAACGGUAGCACUCCAGGACAGGCCCCGUUGGACGGCAGUGCGAUAGUUCCGUCACAAGAUGCCGAAGAUGAAGACGCCGGAGAUGACACGCCCUCCGUUAUUACAAGGCCCGCCAAGAGACUCUCGCAGCGACCUGCCAGCCAAAGGAGUCAGUCCGUGUCGAGCGGUGUUGCCCCGGACCCGAAGCUGCCACCAUCUCUUGAGUCGCACUUUCAACCCAGAGAUUUGCUCUCGGAUCUCGUUGCUAAAGAUGCAGCGCAGUCCGCUACACGAGCCUCGGAGACGCUGGCGUCGCUCGGUUUUGCGCCAGAUGAGACAAUCGCCGAUUUCUACAGCAUGGGGUCCAACCCGGAACCCAUCCCGGAGCCCCACGACCCUGAUUUCGACCCUUCCCUUGGUACCGAAGCCGAGCAACGGGCCUAUUAUGAGCUUCUUAUGGGACGGUCUUUCCCAGGGUAAACUCCGCCUCCGUUAUCGAGCCCAGGCGUGAGGCUAUGCAUUUCAUCCUUGAUUCCUCUUGGCCUAGGGAGUCCGGUGAGCAA
Molecule: messenger RNA, 1170 nt
Organism: Chaetomium strumarium
Lineage: Eukaryota; Fungi; Ascomycota; Sordariomycetes; Sordariales; Chaetomiaceae
Exons: 3
Coding region: 113-1087 (324 amino acids)
Biological process (GO): regulation of DNA-templated transcription
Molecular function (GO): zinc ion binding; DNA-binding transcription factor activity, RNA polymerase II-specific
Source: RefSeq, a predicted model, not a curated record